UAAUUAAUUAUCUUUUUUUAAAAAAAUGGUGUUUUGCUGGUUAUAAGUAAGGCCAUAUUUUCUUCUGUCUCUCAUUCAAUUUUAUCAUAAUAAGAGAAAAAGAAAGAAAGGAAGAAACUAAGAGAGAUGGGAAAAGUUAGUGAAGUAUUGCACAAGCUGAGACCUUAUAUUCUUAUGGUGUGUCUGCAAUUUGGAUCAGCAGGCAUGUAUAUAAUCAGCAUGUUCACUCUCAACCAUGGCAUGAAUCGUAACGUUCUUAUUGUUUAUCGCAACGCCGUUGGUGCUCUUUCUCUUGCUCCUUUCGCUCUCAUUCUUGAAAGGAAAAUAAGGCCAAUGAUGACUUUCCCAGCCUUCCUACAAAUAAUGGCAUUUGGAUGUUUGGAGUAAUGGUUCAAAUUUACAUAAAUUUCAAUGAAUUAAUUAUUGCUAUAGACCCUAAUUAAACUAAUUAAAUAUUGGGGAUGCAAUACACGUCAGCAUCAUUUACAUCUGCAACCAUGAACGUUGUUCCCUCUGUCACCUUUAUAAUUGCAGUCAUUCUUCGGUAAGAUUAUAAAUAAAAAAUAAAAUAAUAAUUAUUUUAUUCACAAUGUAAUUAGAUCAAUUUAAAAAAAUUGACAGGAUGGAGAAAAAAAUAAAAUAAAGGAGAUACGAAGUCAAGCAAAAGUAAUAAGAACAGUCGUGACUUUAGGAGGAGCUCUGCUUGUAACAAUAUAUAAAGGGCCACUCAUUGAUUUAAUUUGGUCUAAUAAAACAAAUCACUCUUUAAAUUCU
Molecule: messenger RNA, 774 nt
Organism: Jatropha curcas
Lineage: Eukaryota; Viridiplantae; Streptophyta; Magnoliopsida; Malpighiales; Euphorbiaceae
Source: RefSeq, a predicted model, not a curated record